Messenger RNA from Symbiodinium sp. CCMP2456, 858 nucleotides. The record is from the annotation of a GenBank genome assembly. NCBI's taxonomy places the organism in Eukaryota, Dinophyceae, Suessiales, Symbiodiniaceae.
GUCGUCGGCAAGAUCAAGCAGGGCCGCUUCAUCUGCAACGACAAACGGUGGGAAGGCAUCUCCGAGACGGCGAAGCACUUUGUGCGAAGUCUGCUGCGAAAGGAUCCAUACGAGCGUCUGUCGGCGGCCGAAGCCGCGCAACACGCCUGGCUCAAGAUGGACCAGGUGUCCAAGGCCAGCUGGCCACAGGGAACGCCGGAUGCUGAGUUGGAGUUGCCCAUCAACCGCUGCGUCGUGCGGGACAUGUGGAAGUUCGCUCAGAACAACGCCAUCACCCGGGCGGCCCUGGGCAUCUUCGGAAAGCUCCAGAGCUCGUCGGCCUUUGGAGGGCGCGAGGAGGACAUCACCCUCCUGGAGCAGCGGUUUCGCAGCUUCGACGAGCACAGCAGCGGGAAGAUCUCAGCGGAGACCUUCAUAAAGGUUCUCAAGGAGUCGUUGCAAGUGCAGAUCUCCAGCAGCGAAGAGACAGAGUUUUUCGAUCGCAUCGCCGAUGUGAGCCUCCCUGCCGACGAGGAGGAGGCCCAGGCCGAGGACAUCUCGAGGCACUGCGACCGAUGGACGCGAGAGGUGAACUACAAGGAGUUCAUCCUCAUUACCAAGGCGCAGCGACGGAACAUCACAACGGCGGCUAUCCGAGAAGUGUUUCGAGCUUUCGACGAGAACGGCGACGGGUACAUCAAGGAAGACGAUGCCCACAGUCUGCUCGGUCAGGAGUUCAAAGACACUAUCAGCAGUUAUGUCAACAAGCUGGGCAAGGAUGUGAUCGACUAUCGCGACUUUUCUAAGCUCGUCUCCUUGGAGAUCUCCAAGGCAGAGGACCACAAUCACAGUGAGGAGCCGAAGGCGGACGUUCAGAUC